This is a messenger RNA of Staurois parvus, 2139 nucleotides long. Lineage: Eukaryota; Metazoa; Chordata; Amphibia; Anura; Ranidae. The record is from the annotation of a GenBank genome assembly.
AUGAAGCUUAAAGCAGAAGUGUACACCUUUGUCUUGCUGCCUGUCUACCUGUUAAUGUUUGUGUACAGCACUCUUACAUUUCUACCAUGGUAUUUUCUCACCAACGCAAAGAAGAGAAAGGCUAUGGCGAAAAGGAUAAAAGCUAAACCUGUCUCGGAUGUACCCGGAAGCCCUUAUCGGGCUGUCAGCCACUUUGAUUCACUGGCCACCAUAGACAUUCCAGGAGCAGACACUCUAGACAAACUUUUUCAACAUGCUGCGGCCAAGUUUGGCACGAAAGACUGUCUGGGCACACGAGAGCUGCUGAGUGAGGAAAACGAGAAGCAACCAAAUGGCAAAGUCUUCAAGAAGCUUAUUUUAGGGGAAUAUAAAUGGUUAAAUUAUGAAGAAGUGAAUACCCGAGUCAGCCAUUUUGGAAGUGGAUUGGCUGCGCUGGGCCUGAAGCCACGAAGCACGGUUGCCAUUUUCUGUGAAACUAGAGCCGAAUGGAUGAUAACUGCUCAAGCAUGCUUUAGAUAUAAUUUCCCAUUGGUUACAUUGUAUGCUACACUUGGCGAAGAUGCAGUGACCUAUGGCCUCAAUGAAUCAGGAGCCACACAUCUCAUUACUAGUGCUGAGCUACUGGAGACAAAGCUAAAGUGUGUGCUGUCAGAAGUCAACCAUAUUAAACACAUAAUCUAUGUGGGCAAGAGAAAUUUAGAACUAUCUGAGUAUCCAGCAGGCCUGCAGAUCCAUAAUAUGGAGGCGGUAGAAGAGAGCUGGGUGCCAAACCUGAGAACUUGGACAAGCCUCCAUGCAGACCUCUUCCUACAGACCUUGCUGUUGUCAUGUAUACAAGUGGCUCCACUGGCAAACCCAAAGGAGUAAUGAUGAUUCAUAACAACCUAAUAGCUGGCAUGGCUGGACAGUGUGAACGGAUACCUGGCCUUGGGCCAAAAGACACCUACAUUGGAUACUUGCCGUUGGCACAUGUUCUAGAGAUGACUGCGGAGAUAUCCUGUGUAACCUAUGGAUGCAGGAUUGGCUAUUCCUCUCCACUAACGCUGUCAGACCAGUCAAGUAAAAUAAAAAAAGGAAGCAAAGGAGAUUGUACAGUAUUGAAGCCCACACUAAUGGCUGCUGUGCCUGAAAUUAUGGAUCGUAUUUACAAGAAUGUCAUGAGCAAAGUGCAAGAAAUGAAUGUUUUCCAGAGAACACUGUUUAAGCUGGGUUAUGAUUACAAGUUGGAGCAGAUAAAGAAGGGAUACGAUGCUCCGUUAUGUAAUGUGAUAUUGUUCAAAAAAGUAAAGGCAUUAUUAGGAGGGAAUGUCCGCAUGAUGCUUUGUGGUGGUGCUCCUUUGUCUCCACAGACUCAGAGGUUUAUGAAUAUCUGUUUCUGUUGUCCUGUUGGUCAAGGUUAUGGAUUGACAGAAACCUGUGGAGCUGGUACCAUCACUGAAGUAUCAGACUAUAGCACUGGAAGGGUGGGUGCUCCACUUACUUGCUGUGAAAUAAAACUACGAGAUUGGGUAGAAGGAGGCUACACAAAUCAGGAUAAGCCACAUCCACGAGGAGAAAUUGUAAUUGGAGGGCAAAACGUUUCCAUGGGUUACUUUAAAAAUGAAGAACGGAACCUAGAGGACUUCUAUGUGGAUGAGAAUGAGCAGAGGUGGUUCUGUACUGGAGAUAUCGGAGAAUUCCACUCCGAUGGCUGCCUGCAGAUAAUUGACCGGAAAAAGGAUUUGGUAAAGCUACAAGCAGGAGAAUAUGUGUCUCUGGGCAAAGUGGAAGCUGCUUUGAAGAACUGUCCUCUGAUUGACAACAUCUGUGCCUAUGCCAACAGUCACCAGUCUUAUGUGAUCAGCUUUGUCGUUCCUAAUCAGAAGAAGCUGACUAGUUUUAGCACAACAGAAAGGGAUCGAAGGCACUUGGGAGGAAAUCUGUAACAAUUCCACAAUGGAGGCAGAAGUAUUAAAGGAGAUUAGGGAGGUAGCAUGUUCAAUGAAAUUGGAACGCUUUGAAAUCCCAAUCAAGGUACGACUAAGCCCGGACCCUUGGACCCCUGAAACUGGGCUAGUUACAGAUGCUUUUAAACUGAAGAGGAAAGAACUAAAAAAUCACUAUUUAACUGAUAUUGAACGGAUGUAUGGAGGGAAAUAA